AUGGAAGAAUCCCCGGAGGCCCAGCGACGGCCCGACGUGGUCAAGCGCGUCUCUCGAGCCUGUCUGCAUUGCCGCCAACGCAAAUCUCGAUGUGACUUAGAUAGUAACGGGAACCCCGGUAAACCGCCAUGCCAGCGCUGUGUCCGGGAACACCGCGAGUGCGUGCUGGGGGGUUCUAAUAGAGGAGGACGUCGCAUUCGAAAGAACAAGAUCAAAAACUUCACCCCAGCGGCCAACCCUUCUCCCAGCAAAGAAUCCGAGGAGGCCUCCAGCCCCGCCAGCUCCGACAUUCGUCAAGCGCAAUCCGCAUCCUAUCCCGGCCCGGUGGUGUUUCUACCCCCGAAUCCGUCAGCAGCUGCAUCGGUGUCGGUCGAAGAUGAUGAUGCCUCCAUCGGGUCUGUCCCACGGAAUCCGUCUGACGCCUGGCAAUGCCUCACGGGCAUCGCGACUCAGAGCGCGGGCGCAAAUUCGGAACGACGCAGCGAUCAUGCUCGGUCGGACUCGGGCACCUUCUCGACUCUCAAUGGUUUGCGCAAUGGAGCUGUCUCGAAUUUCAACAUCCCCGCUACCGGUAUUAGAGCUUACCGGUUGGUCCAGUCACGGUCCUUAGACCCUGAGACUGUAUGGCAGCUGGUCACUCGCUACGCCGAGAACUUCCACCCAUAUGUUCCGCUGGUGCCCCGGAAAUACUUCAAUCGCAGUGCCCUGGACAGCUUUGCGGCUAACGAGAAGCACUUACUCACCGCGGUUCUCACCAUCGCCUCGAAGGACUUGGUCGAACGGCCGGAGAUCCACGAGUACUGCUCCAAAUACAUGCAUGAGCUGAUCUCUGGCAUUGCAGCCGGUGCCGAGUGUGAUGUGGAAGCGGUAGAAGCGCUUCUGUUGCUUGCCGAAUGGGAGCCCCAGGGUCUCCGUCCUCGCAUCGAGCGUGUGGGUCGAGGCGAGGAAGACCGAGCGGCAUGGAUGCAUGUCGGACUGGCGUUGCGCUCGGGAUAUUUCAUCGGACUGGAUCGAACGUCAUUUCGAGGAGACCCUUAUGGCGACCAAGAAACCGAGGCACGUCGGCGGCUUGCCUGGGCCAGCUGCUACGUCUCUGACCGAUUGAUCUCGGUGCGCAUCGGACGCGCUUUCUGGUCUCGUGGCCCAGGGCCCAUGACUGGGCUUGUCAGCCAGGAUUUUCCGUCGUUGCAACCGGUCAAGGAGGGUGACGAAGAUCAUGCGAGGAUUUUUCAAGCCAUGCUGGACCUCACGCAGCUGUAUGGAAAUGUCCACGAAGUUCUGUAUUCGGGCAUGCGCACUAGCAACCAGAUGAUGCUGAUGGGAGACUACGUCAAGUAUGUGGAUGACUUCCGUCUUGCGAUCCUGCGGUGGAAGUCUCUCUGGGGAUCUCUGGACUGCUCUCCCCCAAUACAAGCAAUGCUGCAGUUGUCUUACGAGUAUUUGCGUCUUUACACGACCGCUUUUGCUUUCCAGGCUGCUAUCUCUCAGUCAAUGGUCAAACCAAAGAACGACGUAGAGUCGCAACGUGAACAGCUACGAACAACCUUCAAAAAUGUGGCUUCGAUGCAGGACUCGCGGUUUAUAUAUGAGUCUGUCGAUGCAGCCAAGGCCUAUUUGAUCAUUCUCGUGGACCUGGUGGACCCAGAGAGACAUCUUCAUUUUAUGCCUCUUCGAUUUUACCUGUAUGGCAUCUACUCUGCUGUCUUUCUUUACAAGGCUCGUUCUUUUGGAAUGAUGGUUCCCUCGGAAGAGGCAAAGGUCCAGGGCCUCGUCGCGCGAACCACAGAAGUCCUCAAGCAAUCCAGCGCCGGCCCUGACGAUAUUGGCUCGCGCUAUUCUCGCUUGUUGGAGCUGUUGUGGAAGCCCCGGUCGUCCCUGUCGAACAGCUCCUCGGAGACGCAGCCCAAUAGCAAUUUCCCAGUGCAGACCCCUCUGCCCAACCCGGUCCCUGAUCAGAAUUACAUGGAUUUCAGUCCAGCGAACGAUUUUUCGUGGCUGGAUUUGGAGGCUGUGGGCGAUUAUGUCUCUGGAGAUCUGAUUUCUGGGGGGAUGCUGGGCCUGGAUACCUUCCAAAAUGCAUCCGACCCAUACCAGUCGGGGCAAGAUCGAUCACAGGCCUGGCAGUCGUCUACUUGGCUGGGAGACAUGAACAGCAGUCUGCUGUUUUAG
Messenger RNA from Penicillium alfredii, 2169 nucleotides. RefSeq names its product Zn(II)2Cys6 transcription factor. Gene Ontology annotation, cellular component: nucleus. NCBI's taxonomy places the organism in Eukaryota, Fungi, Ascomycota, Eurotiomycetes, Eurotiales, Aspergillaceae. The transcript has 5 exons. Gene Ontology annotation, molecular function: DNA-binding transcription factor activity, RNA polymerase II-specific; zinc ion binding; DNA binding. Gene Ontology annotation, biological process: DNA-templated transcription; regulation of DNA-templated transcription. The coding region runs from base 1 to 2169 and encodes 722 amino acids. The record is from RefSeq and is a predicted model, not a curated record.